Solanum dulcamara is the source of this 3066-nucleotide messenger RNA. RefSeq lists its product as uncharacterized. Gene Ontology annotation, molecular function: protein binding. The record is from RefSeq and is a predicted model, not a curated record. Gene Ontology annotation, cellular component: cytoplasm. The coding region runs from base 496 to 2472 and encodes 658 amino acids. Lineage: Eukaryota; Viridiplantae; Streptophyta; Magnoliopsida; Solanales; Solanaceae. The transcript is spliced from 3 exons.
GCAAACCAGAAAUUGCAGAAAUCUAUACAUACAUAUCAAUUUCUAGAGAGAGAAAGUAAAACCCUUUUGGUCUAUGAAGCAGAAAUUUUGGGUACUUUCUCUCUCUCUAAAUAAAUUUCCAUUUUUACCCCUCAAGAAAUCUUGGACAUCUUUUACUGUAAUCGAUUUUUUCCAGAUUUGAGCUUAGUGAUACUGGAGUUCAGGGCAUAAUGUUGCUUGUGUUUCAGCAAAUUGAGCUUGAAAUUUGCAAUGCUGUAAUUGGUGAAGUACGUGGGAGCUCAAGCCGACAUCUAUAACGAAAAUUCAAGAAAAAAUCAAUUCUCUGAUCUUGGAAAAUCCUAAGGUUUUCAAUUCUGAGCAAGAUUUAAGAAGAUAACUGAUUUAAUUGAAGGUUGGUGACAGAAUAGUCAUAUAUGAUUUGAGGAGAUAGAUGGGUGAAUUCUAGCUUAUUCCAAGUGCUCUGGAAAGGAAGAAGGUAGAGUUGAGGAGAAACCAAUGGAAGAUUGGUCCAAGUACGUUCAUAGUCCGGCUCAUUUGGCUGUGGCUAAGCGAGACUAUGCUACUUUGAAAAGAAUAGUUGCUGGCCUUCCUCAACUGCCCAAGGCUGGUGAAGUGAACACUGAAACGGAGUCUUUGGCUGCUGAGCUUAAUGCAGAUUCUGUUUCUGCAGUAAUUGAUAGGCGGGAUGUUCCUGGCCGUGAAACCCCAUUGCACCUUGCUGUUCGGAUGAGGGAUCCUGUCUCAGCUGAGAUUUUAAUGGCUGCAGGUGCUGAUUGGAGUCUUCAGAAUGAGAAUGGGUGGAGUGCUCUCCAGGAAGCAGUGUGUACCAAGGAGGAGAAUAUUGCUAUGGUUAUUGCUAGGCAUUAUCAGCCCCUUGCCUGGGCCAAGUGGUGCCGCAGACUUCCUAGGAUUGUUGCCUCAGCUGGUCGAAUUCGUGAUUUCUACAUGGAGAUAACCUUUCACUUUGAGAGCUCGGUAAUACCAUUCAUUGGACGGAUUGCUCCGUCAGACACUUACCGGAUUUGGAAACGGGGUUCUAAUCUUCGUGCAGAUAUGACUCUUGCAGGAUUUGAUGGGUUCCGCAUUCAACGUUCAGAUCAAACUUUCCUUUUUCUUGGAGAAGGGUAUUCAUCAGAAGAUGGGAACAGAUCUUUGACUCCUGGUUCUUUGAUUGUGCUUGCUCAUAAGGAGAAAGAGAUUACAAAUGCAUUAGAGGGAGCUGGUGUGCAACCAUCAGAAGCUGAAGUUGCUCGUGAAGUGACUUUGAUGUCCCAAACAAAUAUGUAUAGACCAGGAAUUGAUGUCACCCAGGCGGAGCUUGUUCCCCACUUAAAUUGGAGGAGACAGGAAAGGUCUGAGAUGGUUGGUACAUGGAAGGCAAAGGUGUAUGAUAUGCUUAACGUCAUGGUCAGUGUAAAAUCAAGGCGCGUUCCUGGUGCUAUAACUGAUGAGGAGCUCUUUACAGUGAACGAUGAUGAGAAAGUAGUGAAUGGUGGUGACGAUGAUUAUGAUGAUGCAUUAACAGCUGAAGAAAGAAUGCAGUUAGAUUCUGCACUUCGGAUGGGCAAUUCAGAUGGACCUGGUGAGUAUGAAGAGCCUGAAGUUCACGAUUUCCAUGGAAACUCUGAUGGAGGUUCAUUUCAGAGUUGUGAAUCCAAUGGUGUUACAAAGGAGAAGAAAAGUUGGUUUGGUUGGAGCAAAAAAGGCUCCAAAGACACUAGUGAUGAUCCAGAGGACUCAAAGCUUGUAAAGAAGUUCUCAAAGCUGGCUCCAGAGGAUAGCAAACAGAGACCAAAUGACAAUCACGCAUCAUCAUCUGAAGUUCCUCGGGAGGAUACAGGGGAUGGUAAAAGGAGCAAAGAUAAGAGCAGCAAGAAGAAAAAGAAGAAAGGAACCAUAGGUGAGCCUAAGACCGAAAGUGAGUAUAAAAAAGGAUUAAGACCUGUUUUGUGGUUGACGCCGGACUUCCCACUGAAAACAGAAGAACUAUUACCAUUGCUUGACAUUCUAGCCAACAAGGUUAAAGCUGUCAGAAGAUUAAGAGAGCUUUUAACUACUAAAUUACCUCCUGGCACAUUUCCUGUCAAGGUAGCUAUCCCCAUCGUUCCAACAAUUCGAGUUCUUGUUACAUUUACAAAGUUUGAAGAGCUUGAACCAGUGGACGAAUUUUCAACCCCUCUUUCAAGUCCUACAAAUUUCCAAGAUGCUAAGUCUAAGGAAUCCGAUGGUUCUACAUCAUGGAUUUCAUGGAUGAAGGGGAACCGUGACGAGCUAUCUAGCGACAGUAAAAACCACAGUUUCCAGGAUGAGAUUGACCCUUUCCGUAUACCUUCAGAUUAUGCUUGGGUUGAUGCAAAUGAGAAAAAACGCCGAAUGAAAGCCAAGAAAGCAAGGAACAAGAAGCAUAAAAAGCAUAGUGCCACUAGAAAUCCAGAGAAUGGGCAGCAGACAAGUGAGGAUGCUGAAGAAUAACAGCAAUGGGACUUCUUCUCUCCUACUUACCAUAGAAAGAAGAGGUAACGCUCCGUGUCCCUGUUUCUCUUCCAAGGGUCAAGCAAGUUGAGGCUCUCCUGGGGGCAAGUUUUAGGAGUUCACCUCUUUAUUGUAUCAGAAAAUAUUUGUCUUCUGCCAUUGUUGUACCUUAAACUAAUGUGGAAGUUUACAAAACAUCAUUUUCUUCUUAGUGUUUCCAGUUAAGUACGUCAGGCAGAUUUGAGUCAUAGAUUUCUUGGCGAGAGCUUCCAUGCAACUCUCGGGACUUCAUAUAUCAUUAGCUUAUAUUCUGACUGAGUAGCAUGGGGCUUGUGGAAUCCUGUAUGAAUCAGCAAGGACCACCUUGCAAGGUUGAAUACUCCUGGGUAACUGAUAACGAAGUAGUACCAUGAGAGAGACAUACAAGUCAUAUCGUCUUUAAGAUUUUUCUCUCUGUGUAGACUUUGAAAGAGGAGAUUAGUUUGUGCUUUGGCCGGUUAAAAUAGAUUAAAUUUGUAAAGAGCUUUACAUUUUAAAACAGCCUAGCGUGUUUGUGAGUUCUUUUUUUCUUUUAUAGUAAUCUUGAUUCUUGAA